Drosophila kikkawai is the source of this 2052-nucleotide messenger RNA. Lineage: Eukaryota; Metazoa; Arthropoda; Insecta; Diptera; Drosophilidae. The record is from RefSeq and is a predicted model, not a curated record.
AUGGCCAACAGCCGCCAGGAGACGGAGAAAAUGAUGGGUGGCGGUGCCGCCUCCGUUCCGGCCACCUGCUCGAGCAGCAUGAACGGCAGCCACGAGGGCAGCCUGACACUAUCGCCGGGCAGUGGCAGUGCCACGCUGAUGCGCCACUCGCCGGACAUCAACCAGCAUCCGUAUGGCAACCCGGACGAGGCUGCCCUGGAUUUCAUAUAUAAAAAUAUGGAUGACACUGCCAACCCAUGCCAGGAUUUUCAAAAUUUCUCCAGCGGAAACUUUGAGGCUCUUCACAAGGAAGCUAAGCUCUACGAUCUCCAGGACUCAAUACGUGACGCCUCUACCGGGAAGCUGCAGAUAGUGUUGGAAAAGCUAAGAGACCGCGUCUUCAUCGACGAGUCCAGUGCGGAGGGGAAGGCCUUGCGGUUCUACGAAACCUGCCUCAACACUUCCCCUUCGAGGCAGCUGUUCUUUAGCUUCCUCGAACUAAUGCCACCAGGCGAGGAUCUGCCCUGGCCAACGUCCAGGCUCCGAGGCAGUAGGUGGCCUGAGGAGAGAUUUGAGUGGCUGGAAGCCCUGGCUCGACUCCGUCGCUUUGGCAUCGAGAAUCUUCUGUUCCGGAUGAAUGUGGUUCAGGACUGGGUCGACCCAAACCAUUUCGUGGUUUACCUUAAACGUCCAACAUAUCCAACAAUCUUGGAUGAGAAUUCCAAUAAAGACAUUCUAGUCGGCAUUGGAAUCCUGAAAAAAAACCAUCCAUCAAUCAAUACCCUAGUUGCUGACAUUAUGGCUCUGGACGACGAUCUGCAGAACCUACCGCCGGAAGAGAGCCGAUCCUACACACUGAGCAUCGAGGAGUUUGAGGAUCAGACAGGAAUCCAACUAUCCAAGUACCUGGAAAUCAGCUUUGGACGCCCAUUCGAUCCCAGCUUUGAAGUGAAGAUCGUGGGAAUGGGAUACUUGGAGGGUCUAAAGGCGGUAAUAGAGAAGUACACCAAUAAGGUAGUGGCCAGCUACAUGAUUAUAGGCAUCGUUCGCUCGCUCAUUCAACAGCAGUUAGUUCUGAAGACUGGAAGUAACCAUCAGGUGCAGUGUUCGACUGCAGUGCGUCGGCACAUGGAAGUGGCCAGCGAGGUGUUGUAUAAGGAUUACUACUUCCGACAGGGAAGGCUGCAGCGCUACGACCGGGCAGUGCAGCAGAUGUUCGAGGUGUUCCGGGCAGCCUUCCUGAAGAGGAUCGAGAAGAACCGCCUUAACCUUACCGCCGAAGAGCAAACCUUUGUUAAGCAGAAGCUCCGUGCCAUAAAAGUCAGGCUGGGAUCCCUGCCGAAUGUUCCCGACCAGCGGCGGUUUGUCAACGAUUUUUACUCAGAUCUGGAGCUGGAGAAACAUCCGACGAACCUGGCAAAAAUCCUACUCAAUAUUCUGGAGCAUCGUACUCGACACACGCUGAAGCAACUAGAUAGACCCACGCCCAAAGGCAAUCACUUCUUCCGGCUCGAGGAACUCGGAUAUAUCCUGCAAACCGAACCUUAUUACAGGACGAGCAACUUGGUCGUAGUUCCCUAUGAUAUCCUGCAAGAACCCUACUUUUCGCCGGAUCAGCACGACGUAUUCAAGGUGAGCCUGCUCGGGUUUUCAAUGAUCCGAGCCGUCUUGGAGAACUUUAAGCCAUAUAAUAUGCGCUUCGACAAUGAGUCCAAUUAUAGCGAAUUUAUGGAAAAUUUUGGCGAGAAUUUCGCCUACGUAGAGGCAACGAACUGUUUGGAUCGUUCCAAGGAAUCCUCUCAACUCAAUGAACAUGCAAUCAAUGUCUUAGCUCUAAAGCUGGUCUACGACACCUACUUUGGAGAGGACUCAAAGUUCAGCCAGGAACAACCGAGUUUCACCAAGUUGCCGCUGAAGCAAAUAUUUCUGCUAAACUUUGCCCAAAACUUGAUGUACAAGUGGAACACCGUGCGCCUCAACCAGGCGGUACGCAAUCUAAAUGACUUUGGAGAGGUCUUCAACUGUCCUGCUGAUGCUUUCCUGAAUCCGGAAACUAAAUGUGAAAUCUGGUAG